AAUCAAACGUCGCGGAGAACACAACGCUGGCGCAGAAUGACGGCCAAGAUUAAGUUGCGGUCUCAGCUGCAUUUGCUGACGGGUUUCAUGGCGGGAUUCGUCUUGGCCUUUGUGCUGCUCUUGUAUGUGUAUGAUGUCAGUAGGGUGACGCCCUGCUGGAGCAGUUCCUCAACGAUGUCCACAGCCACGGCCAGGAUUCGGGGUAGUCCACCUGCCCGGAUUCUGUGCAUGGUGCUCACCUGUCCGGAAAACGUGGAAACCCUGGCCCGGACAGUCCACGAUACUUGGGGUCAGCGAUGCAGCCACCUGAUCUUUGCCAGCAGUGAGGAUUACGAACCACUGGGCGUGGUCCAGGUGGUUGAGCCAGGGGGCGGUGGCUACGAGGAUCUGUGGAAUAAAACUCGCGAGGGAUUCCGCCACGUUUGGGAACACUUUGGUCGCGACUUCGAUUGGUUCCUCAAGGCGGAUGACGAUACUUAUGUGGUCAUGGAGAAUCUGCAGCAGCUGCUGAGCGGUUUCGAUCCGGAUACACCCGUCUACUUUGGAUACAAGAUGUCACGAUAUAAUGUGAGUUAUAUGUCUGGCGGGGCUUCUUAUGUUCUGAGUCGUCAGGCCCUCGAUCGCUUUAUGACCCAAGCCUACGAGUCUGAGGUGAUUUGUCCACAGCCUAAAAAGAUGGGAAUCGAGGACUUUUACAUGGGCAUAUGUCUGCAGAAUGUGGGCGUCCAUUUCGUGGACUCGUCUCAGUCGUUGGAUGGGGACACAAAGCCAAAGUUUAUGCCUCUGGACCUGGAACACUAUAUGUCGGAAGCAAAUAUAACGAUUCCACAAUGGUUGCGCCAGAUGAGUUUUUCUCUAGUUGAAACUGGCUUGACAUGUUGUUCCAAAUAUUCGGUGGCCUUUCAUUAUGCCAGCCGCGAACGGAUGUUUCUCUACGAGUUUCUAAUCUAUCAUCUUAAAGUGUUGAGUCCCAACCUGAUUUCAGAAAGAAAUCAGGGGAGUCAAUUAACCUUAUCUGAUUUGAUAAGGCGGUUUCCACUGGAAGAUAAUUCCAAUAUAAAAGACUUGCUACAGAUGUCUGAGAAACCAGAGAAUUUUUAG
This is a messenger RNA of Drosophila rhopaloa, 1101 nucleotides long. Its product is annotated as glycoprotein-N-acetylgalactosamine 3-beta-galactosyltransferase 1. Gene Ontology annotation, cellular component: membrane. The record is from RefSeq and is a predicted model, not a curated record. Gene Ontology annotation, molecular function: N-acetylgalactosaminide beta-1,3-galactosyltransferase activity. Lineage: Eukaryota; Metazoa; Arthropoda; Insecta; Diptera; Drosophilidae. The transcript is spliced from 4 exons. Bases 37 to 1101 code for a protein of 354 amino acids.